AUGACUGAAAUAAUCAAAGGGAGAAAAUAUAUGCAAAGAAAAUUUAUAACUCUUAUGGAGAAAACUGCAAUUUUAGAUCGAUUAAAGAAUGGAGAGAAAGUGUUUUCUGUUGCGAAAUCGUUAAAUUUGAAUGAAUCUACAUUUUUAUGCUUUAUGGUUGAAAAAAAUCUUAGUUUCAGAGUUUUGUUAAUCCUUGACAACGCCAGUAGUCAUAGUGCAGAGAUAAAUCACCCAAAUGGGAAAGGUCUUUAUUUUCCUCCCAACUGCACUUUAUUAAUACAACCCUUGGACCAAGGAAUCAUCCAAACUUUCAAAAUGUAUUACAUACGAAUUUUUUUUGAAGUUAUUUUCAGCAGAUUAGAAGAUCAAGAAUGGAAAACUCUACUUGAAGUUUGGAAAGAAUUUUCUAUUUUAGACUGCACUCGAAUUGUUUCAUUAGCUUGUACAGAAAUUAAACAAUCAACACUUAAUGCAUGUUGGAGGCCUUUGUUACCUCAAAUUGUUAAAAAAGAAGAUAAUAUCUCAGAGACAGUAAAAGAAAUAACACGGAUUGUUUCUAGUUUUGGCAAGGAAGGAUUUGCAGAUAUACAAGUGCAAGAUUUAGAACAACUACUUCAAGAACGAAGUUUAAAUGAAGAAGAAUUAGCAGAGUUAAUUGAUGAGUCUACAUCUGAAACAUUUGUGAAAGAAGACACUAAUGACAAAUCUGCUUUAAACUUCACUUAUGAUUUAAAAAAAGGGCUCGAUUUGGCUAAAGAAUUAGAAUUCCAGUUGACCCAAAAUGAUCCUUCAACAAUACGCAGUAAAAAAUUUAAAAGAGAAUUUCAAAAUUGCUUAGCUCCAUACAAAGAGGUUUUGAAAGAACUACAAAAUAAAACUACUUUUGAAAACCAAGGAGAAAAUUUUCAAAGUGAAGAGGAUUAUCAACUAAUUAGAGGAAAGAAAAGAAGACGGAUUGGACAUCUAAUAUUUGACAGCGAUGACGAAUAA
Molecule: messenger RNA, 990 nt
Organism: Hydra vulgaris (swiftwater hydra)
Lineage: Eukaryota; Metazoa; Cnidaria; Hydrozoa; Anthoathecata; Hydridae
Product: tigger transposable element-derived protein 1-like
Cellular component (GO): nucleus
Molecular function (GO): DNA binding
Source: RefSeq, a predicted model, not a curated record